Messenger RNA from Aethina tumida (small hive beetle), 926 nucleotides. Its product is annotated as estradiol 17-beta-dehydrogenase 8. Bases 96 to 842 code for a protein of 248 amino acids. Lineage: Eukaryota; Metazoa; Arthropoda; Insecta; Coleoptera; Nitidulidae. The record is from RefSeq and is a predicted model, not a curated record. The transcript is spliced from 4 exons. Gene Ontology annotation, molecular function: oxidoreductase activity, acting on the CH-OH group of donors, NAD or NADP as acceptor.
CUUAAAAUGCCUUUGACCUUUAGACUGCUCCUUAUCACCUAGAAAAUUUGUACAUAUUUUUCAUUCUACUCAAAACAGAGAUAAACUAAAUCAAAAUGGCUCUUGUUGGUAGGUUAGCAUUUGUAACAGGUGCUGGAUCUGGAAUAGGACGGGAAACAUCAAAAAUUCUCGCCAGAGAAGGAGCCAGUGUAAUAGCUGCAGACAAAGUCUUAAAAAGUGUAUCUGAAACUGUAGAACUUUUACCCACAAAAACUGAUCAAACACAUACUGGCUUAGAAGUGGAUGUAGGUCAAAUUUCAAGUAUUCAAGAUGCAUUGAGUAAAGCCAUAAACACAUACAAUAAACCACCAACCAUAAUUGUAAACUGUGCUGGCAUAACAAGAGAUAAUUUUUUAUUGAAGCUGUCUGAACAAGACUUCCAAGAAGUUAUUGAUGUAAAUUUAAAAGGCACAUUUUUGGUAAUCCAAACAUUCGCAAACGCAAUAACUCAAAAUAAAAUUAAAAACGCUUCCAUAAUAAACAUAGCGAGCAUCGUUGGAAAAUACGGUAACAUUGGACAAUCAAAUUAUUGCGCCAGCAAGGCGGGUGUUGAAUUACUCACCAAAACGGCGGCGAAAGAACUCGGACAAUUCGGAAUAAGAGUUAAUGCCAUUCUGCCAGGUUUCAUUGAAACGCCCAUGAUUCAAACUGUGCCUGACAAAGUAAGAGACAGGUUCAAAAGUAACAUUGCCCUUGGCAGAUUUGGAAAACCUGAAGAAAUUGCCGAAGUGAUUUCGUUUUUGGCCUCAGAUAGAAGUUCUUAUGUAAGUGGAGCAUCUAUUGAAGUCACUGGUGGGUUAUAACUAGUCACAUUUUUCUAAGUAUAUUAUGGAUUUUGAGAAAUCAAUAAAAUUUCAAUUAUUGUAAAAACAGUUUAUUAUAUAUAA